GUGCUUGUUUAAAAACGUAUUAACCAGCAAAAGCCCAGCGAGGCACGGGUAGUGCGGUGUGCGUGAUGCGCUGCACCGUGCCCUGCUUCAAGGACAGUGGCAGAUGCGGAGCUCUUGGCUGCGCUGGGGCCUGACGUGCUGUCUGAGCCUGCUUUGUCUCUCUCGUGGGUUUUUGUCCUUGGAAGAGCUCGUUGUUUCUUUGUGUCUCAGCUCUAGCGUGCUGGUUAUCCUUGCCUCUCGUGCUUGUGAUCACCAUGGCUGCCGUGGAUCGAUUCUCCCUCCUGUACAGAGAAAUCAGUCACUCCUGCAGUUUCUAUAUGGAAGCCCUGGCUGUUGUUGGAGCUUGGUACACAGUCAGAAAGGUUGUGUCUCUGGCCUUGGACACUUACAGUGCUCUCAGGCUGCAUGUGAUUCCAAAGCUGAGUGGGGAGGCUGAUCUCGUCAAGAAGUACGGCACGUGGGCCGUGGUCACGGGUAGCACAGAUGGCAUUGGGAAGGCUUAUGCUGAAGAACUGGCAAAGCAUGGUGUCAACAUCAUCUUAGUGAGCCGGAACAAAGAGAAGCUGGAGGCUGUAUCCAGGAGCAUAUCUGAAACCUAUAAAGUGCAAACAGAUUUCAUAGUAGCUGAUUUCAGCAAGGGGCGUGAGCUCUACCCAGGCAUUAAGGAGGCUCUGAAAGACAGAGAAAUUGGGAUUUUGGUGAAUAAUGUAGGAAUAUUUUAUGCCUACACAGACUAUUUUACUAAUCUGUCUGAGGAUAUUCUAUGGGACUUGAUCCAUGUAAAUAUUGCUUCUGCUACCAUGAUGACACAUAUUGUGUUGCCAGGCAUGGUAAAGAAGAGGAAAGGGGCAGUUGUGAACAUUUCUUCAGCAGUGUGUUGUCAGCCAACGCCGAUGUCGACAGUCUAUGGAGCCUCUAAAAGCUACUUGGACUAUUUCAGUAGAGCACUACAUUAUGAGUAUGCCUCUAAAGGAAUUUUUGUUCAGAGUCUGACACCAUUUGUAACUACUACAAAAAUGUUAUCAUUCAGCAGCACUAUAUCAAAGAGAUCUAUUUUUUUUCCUACUGCUGAAGAAUAUGCAAGUCAUGCUGUUUCUACUCUUGGGUUAUCCAUAAGGACCACUGGUUGCUGGAAGCAUGCAAUACAGUGGACGCUGGGCGAGUGCCUGCCUGAGUGGAUGUGGGCAUGGUUUGCUCUGUAUUUGAGCAGAAUUCUACGCAGGCAAGCUUUGGCAGCCAAAGCAAAAUAGGAGUAGCUCGAUGUCCCAGGAGACAAUUCUGAUCAGAGUGCUGCAAAAACGUGUAAUGCACCUUGGAGGACUUACUGUAACUUAUCCAUACCUUGUUAAGCAAGCUACCUAACCUAGACAGCAGAAGUCUGGAUCCUCUCUGUAUCCUUGUAUUAAAUAGCUCCUCUGUUGCUUUCCUUUAUGGCAGAGUGCUGAUGUUCUGGAUGUUAAUCUCUAUUCACUUUCUCAUUGACAUAGUUGAGCAGGAGCAGCUACAGUGUUAUUUCUAACACUAAGUAACACUCCCUCACAUAGUGCUACAUGAUAUCUAUUUGUAACAUUGGGAGAGUGUGCGACUCGUCCGACUCCAUCAGAAACGGGACCCGAGAAGAAUCAAGCCGUUCAAAACGACAGCUAUGAAGUUUGGGAGAAGAUGGGGAGCAGCUGAGGGGGUACCAGGGUCAGGGGUCUGUCCACAGCUGACCCAGCCUCAGCUGGCCUCAAAGCCGUUUGCUUCAGUUGUGUUGCCAACAACGCCUUCCGCUCGCUGGCAAAGGGGCUUUAAACCCGUACAUUUAAUUUGGGUCGGGGUUUGAAGCUGCCAUUCCCGGGGCUUAACGGGACCCCCGCGCCGCCUCCUGAGGGCUCCCGGGGCGGCACCGCCCGCGCCUGCGCAGCGCGGCCGCGGGGCUCUCGCGAGAGCGCGCCGGUAAACAGCGCUGAAGAUGGCGGCGGGCCGGGCGGCGGCGGCGCGGUUGCCUUGCAAUCAGCUUUGCUAAUUCUUCUAGGGAGUUAAGGUUGCCAUCAGAAAUGGAGUACAGGACUGAGCUGGCACAUCCUGAGUGACUGAAUCAUUUAAUGCAAAAUGGAGAAGAAGCGGA
Messenger RNA from Passer montanus (Eurasian tree sparrow), 2110 nucleotides. It is a transcript of the gene HSDL1, whose product is annotated as hydroxysteroid dehydrogenase like 1. The transcript is spliced from 6 exons. Bases 255 to 1250 code for a protein of 331 amino acids. Lineage: Eukaryota; Metazoa; Chordata; Aves; Passeriformes; Passeridae. The record is from RefSeq and is a predicted model, not a curated record. Gene Ontology annotation, molecular function: oxidoreductase activity.